UCAGCCUGGUGACUGCGCUGACAUCGCUCAUCUUUUUGCUGAUCGCUCGAACGCACUCGUAGAGCAAAUGAACUGGGCUUCUUCAGACACUCGAUGGAGGGUGCUUUUAGUUUUACCCUGAUUCUUUCUGGUGAAGCUCUUGCUGCAGAGACGUCCCCCGAGGAGUCGGCUCAGGCCGCUCUCGCUUCAGCAUUCACACUUCACGCAGGGGCGGACAAAUCGCAUAGCACAAUCCGUCUGUCACCCUUCUUUGCCUUGCUUGAGACUAGCGCCCGCAGAUCUGCAGUCUUGACUGCUGGUGUCGACACUGCGCUCUCGGCUGCUCAGAAUCUCCUUCCAGAGAGUCACCCUCAAGCAGUGGAGGAUGAGAGGCGAAUCACAGCACUUCGGACUGUCAAUCUGUUGUUGCUCAAAGUGCAGAAUGAGAAGUCGCUUCCUGCUGAUAUUCAGCUGGCAGUGAAUGACGCAGCAAAGCGCGUCAGCCGAGCUUUGCAAUCUUCUCAUCUGCUCUUUCAGCUCGAAGCUGCCCAUUCACACAUUCAGGGGAGCGACACUCGAGAUGUGCGGGGUGAUACCUCGGCAGAUCUCAUGUUCUGUCAACGGCUGGUCGCGGCUGUGUACCUCGCAGAGAGAGACGAGCAAGGAUCUGCAAUAUUCAAGAGGAUGGAGAGCCUUGCUUGGAAGCUUCUCCAAUCCAUGUAUCGUGUCGAAAAGAUAGCAAAGACGGCUCGAGAUGCGCUGCGCGCUGAUGCUCGGGAGCAUUUGAGCGUGCAGUGCGGCGAGGUUUGUCCGGCCUGCGAUGCUGACGUUCCGCUGGUGGCGAUAGGAGCAGAUGGAGUCACGCGCUGCAGGACGGGUCACAUUUGGUCUCGAUGUUCCGUCACGUGGAAGCCCUUGGGCGAAGUGCGCAGCAGGACUUGUAUCGGAUGCAAUAGAAAGGCAUAUCCCGUCUCGCUGGGCGAGGAGGGGUCGCAAUUGCUAAAUGAAGCACUCAACACAAGUCGACAUUGUAUCACGUGCGGUGCUCCAUGGACAAUCCUCUGAUUUUGCACCCGGCGCCCGAUGCGGUCCUUAUGCGGACGCACCCAAGAAAGAGCAGUGUUCUGCACUCUCGCGCCCUUCAUCCCUUUUCCACUCACGCACGUGCGUGCGCCGACACUCGAUUCCUGGAGAUGGACCACACAGUCUGGAAGUUUCCUCAGCGCCACUCAUUUUUCCUCAUUGUCACUCCUUGAGCUUGUACUUUUGACUGUAGUAUAAAAGCGCUAAUCCAACAUCGUCGUCGGAGGUUCAAGGGAAGCGGACUGCAGCAGCCUUCUCGACACCUU
Molecule: messenger RNA, 1328 nt
Organism: Ceraceosorus guamensis
Lineage: Eukaryota; Fungi; Basidiomycota; Exobasidiomycetes; Ceraceosorales; Ceraceosoraceae
Exons: 5
Coding region: 94-1044 (316 amino acids)
Source: RefSeq, a predicted model, not a curated record